Acipenser ruthenus (sterlet) is the source of this 1991-nucleotide messenger RNA. It is a transcript of the gene hoxa1a, whose product is annotated as homeobox A1a. The record is from RefSeq and is a predicted model, not a curated record. The transcript has 2 exons. Gene Ontology annotation, molecular function: RNA polymerase II cis-regulatory region sequence-specific DNA binding; DNA-binding transcription factor activity, RNA polymerase II-specific. The coding region runs from base 27 to 980 and encodes 317 amino acids. Gene Ontology annotation, biological process: regulation of transcription by RNA polymerase II. NCBI's taxonomy places the organism in Eukaryota, Metazoa, Chordata, Actinopteri, Acipenseriformes, Acipenseridae. Gene Ontology annotation, cellular component: nucleus.
GUCAGUGACAGAUAGACAAUGCGAGCAUGAGCUCCUUUUUAGAUUACCCGCUCAUCAACGGAGACACCGGGUGCUCACCCAGGGCUUAUCACCCAGACCAUGGAAUUACAACUUUUCAGUCCUGUGCUGUCACAGCUAAUACUUGUAGCCGAGAUGAUCGCUUUAUCGUAGGCAGGGGUACCCAAGGUGGCCCAUCUCAUCACCAGCCUGGAGCUUACCAGCACCAUAACAGUCUGGGGAUCUCUUACGCCAGCCACCCCAGCUGUAGCACAGGUUAUGGCACGCAGAAUUUCUGCACAGGUUACAGCCACUAUUCACUGAGCCAGGAUGCGGAUUCCACUGCAGGAUAUCCCCAAUGUGCCCCAGCUGUGUACACUGGGAAUAUUUCGUCUUCCAUGGUCCAGCAUCACCAAGGUUACAGCGGAGCAGCAUUGGGUCCAAUCCAGUAUCCCCAUCCAGUUUAUGGACACGAGCAACAGAAUGUGACACUGUCAGCCUGCAAUAACCCCUUAUCCCCUCUGCAUGCCAGUCACCAGGAAACCUGCUGCUCUCCUCUAUCAGAGGCAUCAACCCCAACACAGACAUUUGACUGGAUGAAAGUUAAAAGGAAUCCGCCCAAAACUGGGAAAGUCGGAGAAUAUGGUUUCGCUGGACAGCCGAACACAGUAAGAACAAAUUUUACAACCAAGCAACUCACCGAGCUCGAGAAGGAGUUUCACUUCAACAAGUACCUGACAAGAGCCAGGAGAGUGGAAAUAGCCGCUGCCUUGCAGCUUAACGAGACUCAGGUAAAGAUCUGGUUCCAGAACCGGAGAAUGAAGCAAAAGAAACGAGAAAAAGAGGGAUUGAUACCGGCUUCUCCUUCCAAAACACCAGAAAAUGACGAAAAGGCCGACGAGUCAUCAGACAAAUCUAUUUCAACACCGUCAACACCUUCUCCAGCUUCGUCCUCUGCAGAAACUCAAACUACCUCAAUUUAGGACAUCACAGACACGAUAUAUAACACGGUGUUGGCUGUGAUCUAAGCUUUUCCAUAUUGCCAUUAAUCAUUGUCAUUGGAAAUAGUAACGUAAUUCACUCUAUAUUUAUUUAUUAACUUUAUUUAAAGAACAAGGAACCCAGCUUUCGUUAAAAGUAAAAUUAACGGGUUUCUAUUUUAGUAUAUACCUAGUUUUCCAUGGUUGCAUGUUUAACUAUAAACGGGAAACACUUUAACCAAAUGGCACUGCAGCCAAAUGAUUUGCAAGCCCAGAUUCAUAGGCUGCUAGAAAGUCAGUCCACUGAGGCAAAUUUAAACACAUGCACAAUAUGAGUGUUUAAAUAAAUUAAUAUCCUUGGCAUCUGUUAAUUUUAUGUCUUGUAAUACGUGUGUUCAAUGAGAUGCAGUGAUUGUAUAUAUUUUGUUCAAAAGUUUGAUCUUUUUAGAAUUUUUAAAGAAAGAUGACAAGAUAAUAGGGGAAGUAGACAGAUGGCAUCUACGGGUGAUGUAGCAGAUUUUUUAUUUUAUAUAAUAAACUGAUUAUUGUAAUGUGUGCGAUCAGAUAAAGAAAAAUAACUAUACAUCGUGGAGCAGAAAAGUUCACUUGUACAGUGAAUACGAAGAUAAAUAAAACUAAAUUGCACUGAGUAAUGUUGAGCUCUUGAAAUUUCGUGUACUCAACGACAGUCAUCGUUGGUUCAUCUGGAACAUGCAAAUUACAUAAUCUUUAAAUACCUCGUAAUUUCAGGAUGUUAUUUAAAAAUAAAUGCGUGAUGUUAAGAAACCGCAUUGUGGCAAAACGAAUGUAUAUGUGAUUUGUAGAGGAUGUUUGCAUGGUGGACAGAGCUUUGAUGUACCUCACAGAAACACUGAGUUUUAUCAGUUGUAAUCUCUUAAAUUAUAUUUCUGUACAAUCAAUUGAACAGUUCUAAAAUAUGCUUAAUGUAUCUGAAACCAGAGCAAAGUUUACGGGUCUUUAAUUGUAUGUAUUAAAACGUUUUUGCUUCUAAAA